UCUCCGUCCUUCCGCACAAUCACCGCACACACAAGCGCACGCACUCAUCAGUCAGCUCAGCCUCUCUCUCCCCCCUCUCGCUCGCUCGCGUGCUUGCACGAAAGCAAGCAAGCAGGCAGUCAGACACAACAACAGCCCCGCCGUCCUCUUGUGUGCCCCCCACCUCUGUCUGCUCCGUUCGGUUGCGUUGUUCUUCGCUUCGCACUCCUUCACUUCCCAGCUUGCGCCCCUUGAGCAUUCGACAAAGCAAACCGCGCGUGCAGUCCACCCAGACUUUCCAACGGAAAUCCCCAACAGCAACCAAGACAAGCAAGCAAGCGCACCCACCGCCACCCAAGACACCAGUCACUUCACCCAUUAGCAUCAACAAGCAAGAGCGAGAACAACAACAGCCCACAACCCACAACAACAACAACCACAACAAGCACACCUCGGACGGUGUCGAUCACAGCCACAGAGCAACUUCACCCUCCGUCUCUCUCACUUGAACAUCCACAUCAACAAACCAACGACUGCAAGUCUUUGAUCGUCUCUUCUUCUCCUCAACAAUCCCUCCUCACCCCCACACCACUUCUUCUUCUUCUCCUUCUUCCUCCUCACGAGUUUCGACCAACACAUCAGCAGCCACCAUGUCAGACCCGCUUUCUCCAUCGCGCGUCGCAGACUCCAUGUUGCGAAGCGGCAACACACCUGGCCGUACCCCAAAGCCUGGCCGCCAUAUGCUCUUCACGCCCCCGCGGCAGUUCACCCGCUUCAACCCCAACGAUCCACUCUUCCAGUCGGAGUUUACCGCGACGGCCUCCACGCUCCUCUCUGGCCUUGAUGCCGACAUCAGCGGCAUGGAAAGCAUGGUGCUGGACUCGUCCAUGAUUAUGUCUCCCUCAGGCCAGUAUGUGCUCUCUCCGCCACGCCCUGGCCAGUUUACGCUUGAAGGUGGCCUGACUGCCUUCCCAACCACAGCGACACCCAAGUUCAAGUCCCCGUCGCUCAAGCCAUUCCCUGUCAACAGCCCCUUUGCCAUGAUGUCAAGCCCUGGCAACGCAUACGCCUGCCACACUGCAGACAUUCUCAGAGGCAGCGGUGCCAAAAAGAAGCACUCGAAGCGUCGCCUGCUGGACGACAGCACCGUGAGCGACACAUCUGCGCUCGACAUGAGCUCGUCCUCCGCCAUGUCCCAGGGCGACCACGACACCUCUGUCAACGGGUUUGCCACCUCAUCGCCGCUGGGCAGGUCCGCCACCGCUGACGUGCAGGUGGUGCAAGACACAUCCCAGACGACUGCCGCUCCGACGUCUACAGCGGCCACAACAGCUGUGAUGAUGGUGCCACACAGCAUGGUGGUGAACGGACAGGCGUUUGUCCCACAAUCUCAAGUCAUGCAGCAGCCGCAGCAGCAGCAGCAGCAGUCACACCACCAGCAGCAUCACGUGUUUACUGCAACGCAGGCUGGGCAUACGGUGCAGCAGGAAGGCCAAGUGCUUCAUGUGCCCGCGCCGCAGCCCACACAGCAGCAGCAACAGCAGCAGCAGCACAUGGCAUCGACCUCCAACAGCCACAGCGAGCACACAACCGCACGCCCCACGCGCAGCAAAGCGCGAAAGGGAACGGCAACGAAGCGGGGCGAGUACAAGUGUGGCAAGUGCGGGUUCUUCCCCAAGAAGGCCAAGCACAACUGUGCACUCGAGCGAGCAAAGCGCGCUGCUUCGCAGUCAAAGACCUCACACAAGAAGUAUGCAACGUCCACGUUCCAGACACCCACACAGCAGCAGCAGACACAACACGUCCAGCAGCAACAGGUGCAGCAGCAACAUCAGAUGGUGCACCCCCACCACCAACAGCAGCAUCAGAUGGUUCAGGGCGCCCCCGCCUUUGCCGUGACCAUGGCACCAGGACAGUAUGCUAACGUGGUACAGUUGAGUCAACCACCACAGUCGCUUGAAGGCUUCCAGCCUAUGUUUACGGGCAACUGGUGAUGUUCUCUUUGGGACGGACACUGUGUGUAUGUAUGCAUGUCGAUUGCCUGUGCCUUGUGCACUGGCAAGUGUGUGCGUUUGUGGCUGUGCGUGUAUUGUGUGAUGUAUCCUGUUUGUGCACGGUUUUGAUGGCUGGAGUUUCAUAUAAUCGAAGGACGAUGAUGAUGAUGUGUGUGUGUGUUGCUCUGUCGCUUUCUUCUUUGGAUGAGGCCUUGUUGUUUUCCCCGCUGUAUCACUCGUCGAUGGUGGUGCUUCCGCGCGCGUGUGUGUGUGUAUCCUAUUCCUACUCGACGCCCUUCCCUUUCCCAUGCCUCGCUUGUUUGUAACCGUCGCAAAUGCUGGUGGUGGUGGCACUUCUUGUGCCACUUCUUCCGCGCCUCUACCCCCUCCCCCUUUCCCUCCUGUUCUUGCGCUUUCAGCCUUAUCGGUUUCCGCGCUUGUGCUCCCCAAUUUUGCUGCUUUCCCCCCCCCUGCCCAUAACUGCUGUCUUGCUUUGCGUGCAACUGUUGCUUGCAAGCACGGCAUGAUUGCGCUUUCCCUUCCUUGGCAUGCAUACUGUGCCAGGUCACCACGUGCCACUUUUGUGUGGUUCCGUGACUGGCACGCAAGCGUGUAUGCUUGUUUCAUUUGUGUAUGUGUGGUGUGUGUGUGUGUGUGUGUUUUCUUGCGCUCCUUGCCGCUGCUUCCUGCUUGGUGGUGGUGGUGGCCUGUCACGUCAUGAUAUUGUGCUGUCUUCUAGCAAGAAAUCAAAGGUUAACAGUCA
Messenger RNA from Salpingoeca rosetta, 2736 nucleotides. RefSeq lists its product as uncharacterized. NCBI's taxonomy places the organism in Eukaryota, Choanoflagellata, Craspedida, Salpingoecidae. Bases 630 to 1973 code for a protein of 447 amino acids. The record is from RefSeq and is a predicted model, not a curated record. The transcript is spliced from 4 exons.